GUCGUCGAGGUCUUAAAAGACCAAAGCAAUCCCAUAAUACAUGUAUUGAAAGCUGGGUGCCUUUCUUUGAUGUAUCUCUUGCUCUAUUGGACGUCUCAUAUUGUCGUCCUUACCCCCUUUCAACAAACUGACACAUAUCUCAAACACCUCACUAGUUGAUCAGGUACAAUAACAAGAUCACUUAACAACCCAUCUCAUCCAGACAGGUCAGCAUCGACAAAAUGCAUCUCAUUCUGACUGGGGCCACCGGCCUGGUGGGAACUGCCGUUCUCGACGCCAUGAUCAAUACCAAGGAUGUCACCAAGAUCUCCGUCCUCACUAGACGGCCUGUCAAGUUCACCGAUGACCGCGUCAACGUCAUCAUCCACAAAGACUUUGCGUCGUACGACCAUGACCUGCUUGAGAAACUAAAGGAUGCCCAAGGUUGCGUAUGGGCACUGGGAAUCAGCCAGACGCAAGUCAGCAAAGAGGAAUAUGUCACAAUCACCAAAACCUACCCCCUCGCUGCCGCAGAGGCAUUCCAGUCCCUCCCAUCAAAGACAGGGAGCAAGGAACCCUUCCGCUUUGUCUACGUCUCCGGCGACGGCGCAACCUUCACCCCGGGACGCCUGACCCCUAUUUUCGGGCGCGUCAAGGGUGAGGCCGAGCUUGCGCUGGCCGAGAUGCAGAAGUCAAAUCCUUCCUCGAUCCGGGCGAGCACCGUUCGUCCUGCGUUUGUCGACUGGGUCGGCCAUGAGGAGAUCAAGCCCUUCCUGCCGGAGCUUGGAACAUUCAAAACCGGUCUUGCGGGCAUCCUGUCGCCGAUGAUGAAGUACGUGGGGACGAGUAAGUGGAGUCCGACCGCACCGCUGGGCAAGUUCUUGACGGGCAUGGCUAUGGGCAUGUGGGAUGGUGCUUUGGAUGGGGAGGGCGUGGAGAGGUUGCCCGGUGGAUUCGCUGUUGUGGGAAACACAGGGUUUAGGAGGGUAAUGGGCUUGGAUGUUGCGAGGAAUCAGUAAGCCGGCGUUUUGAGUACCUACCUAGGUACCUUAGAUACGUAAAUAGGUAGGUAUGUAGGUAGUUGGGGUGAUCCGCCAAUGACAUAUAAUACCCCC
Chaetomium fimeti is the source of this 1094-nucleotide messenger RNA. RefSeq lists its product as uncharacterized. Bases 222 to 998 code for a protein of 258 amino acids. Lineage: Eukaryota; Fungi; Ascomycota; Sordariomycetes; Sordariales; Chaetomiaceae. The transcript has 2 exons. The record is from RefSeq and is a predicted model, not a curated record.